UCCGUAUUCAUCUAUCACGCGAGGUCCCCAUACUAGUAAUUCAAUUUUAUUAGGCCGGCUUUGUAUUUCCAGUGUUUGCCAAUUUUUGAAAAUUAAUUAUCUACACUAUUGCAGUUUAAACUGUUAUUUUUCAGGGGUUUCCCCGUUUCCUCUUAAAAUAACAGUUAAAUUAGGAAAUUCCACGCGAGAUGAUACUGUUUAUUUUAUAGCAGCGGGUCUUACGAAAAUCUUUUUACACAGUGGGACACAACCCUUUGUUGUUAGAAGCCACGUAUGUCACUCAUCUUAAAACCGCAAAACCUAUUGAGGCGUUUAUAAUUAGGCGAUAUAAUUAUAUCACCAAGGAUGAAGUAUGGAUUUACAUUCCAUUUGAACCGCAAAUUAUAAAUGUUAAAGUGUUAACGGCAGGAGGAAAACUUAGGUCCUUUCCAAUCACUGCUUCGGUGGCAAAUUACAAUCAAUUUCCUACUUCCGCUUUAUAACCUUAAACGUGAACGUUUUAAACAAUAAUUAAGCUGCUUAGCAAGGCGAAAAAUGUUUGCUGUUAUAAACAUUUAAUUUUCUGUUGACGGCUGGCUACACUGGUUGCAUUUUCCUUAUUUUUUAGAGAAACUGCCACAGGUUAUCUUUACUGAAAUACUGCACCAAUGAGAAAUCCAUUAAAAACAGCCAACGCGAUGAAAGAAGAUUCCUAAUUUUUCCAGCAUCAUGAACCGCUAGCACGAAAUUUCUCUGUUCGAAAAUACCCAUUAAUUUACUAAUUGUUUUCACUUGCGUACUUGUGCCCUUUUGACUUUUGACCUGAUGAUCGCAGUGUGUGCACCGUCCUGAGGGGACAAUCAAGGCCAGUGGAGCAAAUCAAAGCGAUCUGGAUCGAAGUGGGAGUUGCUCUCGCAAUCGUCGAUACUUUCUAACGCAUGUUGUUAUUCGCUUUUGUCGUGCAACACUCUCACUACUUUUUGAGUCGGAAUCAUGCUGAGCGUCGAGUGCGUAGUCACUCGCUACCAAAGGAAUAGCGUUAAUGUGGAGGGCGCUACUCACAAGCAGGUAGUUGACCUGAUCAAGUCUGGCGGCGACACCCUCACCCUGACCGUCAUAUCCGUCACUCCUCAGGAGGCUGAAAGACUGGAACCUAACGAAGACCCAAUCAACUACAAUUUUAUUGACUACUCGGAAAAGCGGUCGCUGCCAAUUUCCAUCCCAGACUAUCACUACCUUGACAGGCGCGGCGAGAGAUUCGUCGUGUUCAACAUUUACAUGGCGGGCAGGCAUUUGUGCUCACGCAGAUACCGAGAGUUCUCGCAGCUACACGAAAAUCUCAAAAAAGACUUUGUCGGCUUCAGCUACCCCAAGUUGCCAGGCAAAUGGCCAUUUACGCUAAGUGAACAACAGCUAGACUCAAGGAGACGGGGCCUUGAGCAGUAUUUGGAGAAGGUAUGCGCAGUCCGAGUGAUUGCGGAGAGUGACAUAAUGCAAGAGUUCCUUACCGACACCGAUGAAGAUCAGGCGAAUUUAUCUCCUAUCGACCUGAAGGUCUUGCUACCUGACAGGGAGGUUGUCACCGUGUCAGUGAAAAAGAAUGCUACCACAGAUCAAGUUUAUGCUGCGGUUGUCGAGAAAAUCAAAAUGCGCAAAGACGUGGCCAAAUUCUUUGCUCUGUUUGAAAUAGUUGAAUAUAAUUUUGAGCGAAAACUGCAACCCAACGAAUUUCCUCACAAUCUGUACACUCAAAACUACAGUACUGCAACUGCCACUUGUUUAGCGAUACGAAAGUGGCUAUUCUCAAUUAAUAAAGAACUGGCUCUCUCGUCUGACGACCAGGCUACCACUUUUAUAUUUUGGCAGGCCAUUGACGAAGUUAAUCGUGGACAUAUCAGAGCCGAUGAGAGACUGUACCAGCUGAAAGCGCUCCAGGACUCAUCUAAAAAACACAAGUACCUAGAACUGGCGAGAGAGCUACCUGGUUACGGCGAAUUAGUGUUUCCCCAUUGCGCUUGUGACUCGAGGAAAGAGGGACACGUUGUGGCUGCCAUCUCAACCAACUGCUUCAAACUGCACGCCUGUAAAGAGGAUGGCACUCUAGUUGGUCAAACUGUAGAGUUUCCUUGGAGCAACAUCACGCAGUCAGACCUGGAGGAGGAAGGAAUGGCCUUCGCCUUUCAGUAUCAAAAACCGAACAAGAACCCACGCUGGGUCAAGAUAUUCACCCCCUAUUUUGUGUUUAUGCGUGACUGCUUCGAUAGAAUACUUGAGGAGAGCAAGUGGCCCCAAGAAUGACCCCCAUACAGUAACGUCAUUUAGAUUUUUCUUUGCUUUUUGAUAUUUUACGAAAACGUCUUGAUUGGAACUAGUUCAACCCUCUGUGAUAAGAACUCGUGUAAUAUUGUAUGUUGGAAUUUGAGGCGGUUUUAAAUUACUUCUUAUGUAAAUUAUAUAUCUAUGUAUAUACAAAUCAUUACGCUGCGAGGCAUGUUAACUGAUCGGAAGAAUAACUACGUUUGGGCUCUAGUCGAGAGAUAAACUUGCGUGUGCGUCAUGUUGAUUGUUAGAAAUUUACUUGCCGACCCUAAUUGGUUGCAACCACCAAUGAGAAAUUUUGAGAUAUUGUUUCUUAGAAGCUGGACUUACAUAUUCAUUUUUUUUAACAAACAAACGUGUACAUUUCUCAAUAUCUGCAUUUUGCGUUGCUAGACUUAAAUCAGAUUUGUUUGGUCUACAAUUAAACAAUCUUGAUUAAGGCUUUUAUUGGUCUUGAAAUGAAGAUCACUUUUGCUUUGCACAGUUUGGCCUAAAAAUUAUUACUCUUGGUGUUUGGCCAGUUUUGGUCUUGGCAUAUUUGUUGUUAACCUACUGGACAGACUUAUAUUAAAGUUGCUGGUCCACGAUCUGCGCAUUUAAAGCAAACAAUGAUUGGUUGAAGACUGGCUGCUGCAGUUGGCAAGUGUCAAAAUGUUUUCUGUUCUUGAUGAACAACGAUCUUCUCUGUAUGGAGCAUGGCCUAUCUUAUGGCUCUGGAAGCAGCUUUUCCCUUAAUUUUAACAUUCCUCCAAACUGCUGUUGUGCAUCGAAUUUUCAUAUCAAAUCUAUUUCUUUCCCCUUGGCUUGAUUCAAACAUUCCUACGGCUUCAAACUGUUCUCUUUGACGUAACCGAAGUAGUAUUGAAAAGUACAAUUUAUAUAUUAAUUUUCGAACAUUCUCCGCAAUUCUGUGUUCUAUUUGUGUGUGUGCAACGGUCUGAAAAAGAAAAACUUGAAACUUUGUCUGUUUAUAGAGACUUUGCGGAAUCAGUGCAAUAAAAGUAACAUGAUCUGCAUUCAAUAUCUACCCUUGUCGGUUUGAAUUGCUCUUCAACUCUUCUCUCAGACAAUGUUUUGCCAGACGCGAUGUCAAUUUGACGACUGAGAGGGCUGUUUUAAUUACAAUUGCACUACUGAACUUUGUGUAUUUAUUCUAAAGUGCCCCCAGGAUUGAUGCAUGUUGACCCUUGGAAUAUUUAUUAGCAUUGUAGCUUUAUUCAAAAUCAAAUUAAACUCAUGUUGUAUUUAAUGAAUGAUUAGACACAUUAAACUAACAAGAAAUCAAA
Messenger RNA from Cloeon dipterum, 3584 nucleotides. RefSeq names its product sorting nexin 27 (gene Snx27). The coding region runs from base 973 to 2277 and encodes 434 amino acids. Gene Ontology annotation, molecular function: phosphatidylinositol-3-phosphate binding; protein binding. Gene Ontology annotation, cellular component: early endosome. Gene Ontology annotation, biological process: signal transduction; intracellular protein transport; endocytic recycling. The transcript has 11 exons. NCBI's taxonomy places the organism in Eukaryota, Metazoa, Arthropoda, Insecta, Ephemeroptera, Baetidae. The record is from RefSeq and is a predicted model, not a curated record.